UAUAAGGAAGUGAGCGCUCUGAAGCAGCAGCAUACAGCAUUUGCAUCUGUGUGCAGAGGAACGUGUAUCUACCGUACAGUACAGCAGACAGCAUGAGAGUCCUGGUCCUGUUAGUGUGCCUGUCAGUGGGCUGCCUGGCUCACACCCCACGACCAUGCAGAUCCCCAGCACUGCUGACGGGACGCCUCUCUGUGUCCUCCCCAAGUAAGAAGAUGAUGGCCUUCGCCAAGUACAGCUAUGACGCACUGGGAGAGCGCAUUCGCCUCAGAGAGAUUGGACAUUAUGGCAAUAAGACCUUCCACCACGAUGUACUUCUCCUCUACAGACAGCGUGUCAUGUAUAAGAUAAACUACAAGAACCACACAUGUUGCAAGAAGAGGCUGUGUGUAGGCUUCCACCCGAUGGCGAUCCCAAGGAACGCGACCCUGCUGGCACAGGUGGUGUUAGGCAGCUCUUCUGGGCCGGGGCAAGGAGUCCUGGUCAACACCUGGUUGGGAGAGCUACACAUGAAAAACAAGACACACAAGGAACCAGCAAAGUACAUGAGCACUGUCACAGAGUUUGGAUGUGUCCCUGUCAGCACGGUGUUUCACAGCAACAGAACCGGAUGGGUGGUGACCAGCUUCUUCAACAACGUCAUCGGCCUAGCGGACCCUCAAGAGCUCAUCCCUCCAGCCAUGUGUAAGGACGCCCAGCUGGAGGAAGAGGAUGGCGAGGAACCAGAGAGCUUCUUCAGCUUGUUUUAGAAUAGAAUACUUUGACAAAUGUAUUGCACUGUGAGGAUGGCUACUGUACAGUAUAUGACUCUUUGCACUGUGUUUGUUUAGUGGCAGUCAUUGGUGUAGCAUUUCGUAAGCAAGUUGUCUAGGGUGAAAUUAAUCUUAAUUAACUUUAAUGAAUUCUACAUUUGUGGCUUUAUUACACUAAUUUCACAACACUCUAACAAUUAAAAAACAAUCGCAGGGUGGAUGUCAAA
Perca fluviatilis (European perch) is the source of this 976-nucleotide messenger RNA. RefSeq names its product ependymin-like. NCBI's taxonomy places the organism in Eukaryota, Metazoa, Chordata, Actinopteri, Perciformes, Percidae. Gene Ontology annotation, molecular function: calcium ion binding. The transcript has 6 exons. Gene Ontology annotation, cellular component: lysosome; extracellular region. The coding region runs from base 93 to 746 and encodes 217 amino acids. The record is from RefSeq and is a predicted model, not a curated record. Gene Ontology annotation, biological process: cell-matrix adhesion.